UCCGUUUGAGGAGCGCCUUGCCCAUUGUAUUAGUGGUAGAUACGUCGAGGUGUCAUUUUGUUACCCUGACAGUAUUAAACGUAUUUUAACAUUUACGAUAAUGGAGUCUGCAGAUCAAAACAUGCAAAAGGCUUCUGAAGAAAUAAACAAUAUGUCUGCAUCGAAAAGAAGAGCAGAAAUUAGGAGGAGAAAACUGCUGAUGAAUUCAGAAGACAGAAUGAACAGGAUCAUGGGGUUUAAUAAGAGCGACGUAGACGCCAACGAUGACAGACAUACGUUGGAGCCCAGAGUUCCCUUGGAUCAUGGCAGAGCAGAGCCGCGGUCUCUGUCCGCCCAAUCCAAGAGACUUCCAGUCUUCCAGAGUGAGAUGGGGGUGAGCAAUCACCACGGCGACGUGCCUGAGCGUCAGGGGUCUCCCCUGCGGGAGUGCAGGGACCCCGCGGGCCGCAGCGGCGAGGGCGAAAGCGCUGGGGAGGUGCGGCAGAGAUCCCGGGCGGACGUCCCCUCCGACGGCAUCCCCCGCUCCCCCCGCCGCGGGCUGCAGCAGUACCUGUCGCGCUUCGAUGAGGCCAUGAAGCUCCGCAGCCAGCUGAUCAGCGAGAAGCCGGCUCAGGAAAACGGCUCGGGCCCAGAGGAGCUAGAUGCCUUCCGAGUCUUCCGCCUCAUCGGGAGCGUGAUGUUAGCCAUCACUGUCAGGGUCUUUGUCUGCAAGUAUUUGUCAAUAUUUGCCCCAUUUCUUACCCUCCAGCUGGCAUAUAUGGGCUUGUACAAGUAUUUUCCAAAGAGUGAGAAGAAGAUGAAGACUACAGUGUUGACUGCUGCUCUGCUGCUAUCAGGGAUCCCCGCAGAGGUCAUCAACCGUUCCAUGGACACUUAUAGCAAAAUGGGGGACGUCUUCACAGAUCUGUGUGUCUAUUUCUUCACGUUCAUUGUGUGUCACGAGAUCCUCAUCCUUCUGGGUUCUGAAAUUCCCUGAUGUUUGGUUUACCCCUCCCCCCCUCCGCUCUUCCAUGCUUUGGAAGAAAUAAAAUCGAAACCCCUCCUCCCUGUUCCCCUUACAUUCCCAACGCUUCCCGCCUCUUGUCCGGCCCUUGACUAUCAGGGAAAGAUGGACAUAUGGACACUGCCGGUCCUUGAAAGAUCUGGUCCUGAGCGCUAACCUGGUCACGGUUAGCAAAAUGUCUUCUGCACUACCAUACCAUUGCAGGAAAUAACAGAAUUUCUGCUUGUCUUACUAGUAGCUGAAGACAGCACCGCAGUCCAUAUGUACUGAUGGUUAGGUUUUACUUGUGCUCUGGUCAGAAGCAAGGGGUCCAGUUUCUUAUAGUUGAAGGAUUUUUUUUUUUAUUAUUCUGCAUUGUGUAUUUUUGGAUUUAGCUGACUUUUGAUUUUGCUGCUAGUAACCUUUUUUUAAUUUAUGGAAUUUAUAUAUCCACUUAAGCUAAAAACUUUAUACUCCUUCUUCUCAAGAACAUGUUGGUGGAAAGUAAUGCAGUAGCACAAAAUGCUGUGAAGUGCACUGCAGAAACAAAGUCAAGGGUUAACAAUUCUGUACCCAAAUAUGAAAACAGGGUAUGAGCUGUGUGCUGUAUUUGAAUUUUUGGUGUUGGUUGUUCACUGUUACCGUAUUUUAAAUGUUUGUUUUUUUGUCCCUUUAAAUUUGUCAUUAGCCAUUUCUUGGUUAAAAACAUGGAACCUCUGCUAAUUGUGAAACAAGGCUGUUUUAACCUUAACUUCCCAGCCACUGAGUGCUUUGCCUCAUUAAUCAUUAAAAUUGAGUUCACAGGUGAUACUGAUCAUCAAACCUAGAUCUCAUUUAAUUUGAAUAGUUUUGUGUUUAUUUUCACCACUGAUUAAGUGGGACAUCCCCACGCCAGCAAUUUAAGUGGCUUACAAUAAUCACAACUGUGAUAUUUCAAUUAACUGUGGUUAAUGAUAAAUAAGCAUCUUUUACUUGGAGGUCAAUGAGUACUUUUGGUUAAAUUGGCAUCAAGUGAAAAGUUCAUUUUAUUUUAAAGAGGGAAACAUCAUCGUAAACACCGAAAACACAUGCAUUUUAACACAUGCAGUAUGCAUCGGUGGUUUUGUACUCUGAAUGUGGUAAAGUUUGGGCAAGCAAGAGUAUAUAUGGGCUAAAUUCCAUGUUUGCCUGUGCCACCUGUGUGAACUGUGACCUACUCCCAUGUCUUAGUGGCAUGCUUAGGUUAAAUUAACAAUAAAUUAUUUCGUCCGUCAUUUAAAUGUUGUAACCACACAUACUUGUUUUUUUAUUGUAUCACCUCCCUGUCUUGACAAAACAAGGUAAAAAAUGUUGACUGCCAUUUUGUUAUUAAAAUUUAAAGAGCAAUUCUUUUUAGGUCUUUAAUUUUAAACUAUGAUGUACCAGGUUAUACAUCAUCCAGAUUAUCAACCCAUAACAGUGUAAUUGAUGUAUUGGUCAUAAUUUAAAUUGUACAUCUGGGUGAGAUGCAUUUACUGCUGAAAUGUGGAAAAACUACUGAAAACUGAACAAAUUAAUAAAAUAUCAAAGACGGAA
This is a messenger RNA of Lepisosteus oculatus (spotted gar), 2536 nucleotides long. RefSeq names its product calcium modulating ligand (gene camlg). Gene Ontology annotation, cellular component: GET complex. The record is from RefSeq and is a predicted model, not a curated record. Gene Ontology annotation, biological process: tail-anchored membrane protein insertion into ER membrane. NCBI's taxonomy places the organism in Eukaryota, Metazoa, Chordata, Actinopteri, Semionotiformes, Lepisosteidae.